Molecule: messenger RNA, 213 nt
Organism: Cooperia oncophora
Lineage: Eukaryota; Metazoa; Nematoda; Chromadorea; Rhabditida; Trichostrongylidae
Source: the annotation of a GenBank genome assembly
AUGAUGAUCACUGAACGAAAAGUGUGGUUCCAAAACCGUCGGAUGAAGGAUAAACGCCAGAAAGUUGGCGGAAUCGCCUGGCCACUGAUCCCCGUUCAGCUUAUGACAUGUGGGCGAAAGACGGGCAUUCGCGAUAUCCGCAGAUUCAUUUACGGACAACGUACAGUUGCACGAGAAGAACCAAUACGGAUAGAAAGCCGUCUUUCAGAGUGA